AUGCCGUCUCAUCAGCCAAUCGCUCAAAAUGACUCCAUUCAAGCAUACGUUUACGUAUUGCCCCCUCAUAAAGUCAACUUUCCAGGGCAAUUUGACACAGAAUCCUUCGAAUUCUCUCCCACUGCAUUCACCCUGAUCACCACACAAGACGGAGCAGUGCUGGUCGAUGCACCAACCACAGAUCGUGAAGGAGAAGAAGUCGCACAAUGGGUCAAGUCGAUUAUUUCAGACAAGAAGCUCGUCUAUAUUUACGUCACCCACGGCCACGGCGAUCAUUUCUUCGCUGCGGGAGUAAUCCAGAAAUAUUAUCCCGAAGCCCGCAUUCUAGCGACGCCGCAAACACAUGUUCAAAUGCAAGAGAAUCUUGACAAGAAGCUAUAUGAGGGUCUGUGGGCUUCUACAACUCCGGAGUUGAGAAAUACAUCUCCUCCGGAAGUACAAGUGGACAUACUAAAAGACGACAACACCUUCGUUGUUGGAGGCCACCAAUUUCACGUCUUGAGCCUCCCUGGAGGCGAUAUUGGCGAAUCCACGGUACUUCAUGUACCUGAUCUUGAUCUUGUUGUAGCAGGAGACGUCGUCUAUGGACAUUGUUAUCAAUUCCUUGGCCAGGCCCAAACUCCGGAGCUACGAAACAAGUGGCUACAGUCUAUCGAUCAAGUAGCCCAGCUGAAGCCAAAAGUCGUGGUACCAUCUCACAUGCAAUCCCACGAAGACUUCGGGACUUAUCAUUUGGAAGAAACGAAAGAAUACAUUAAAGCUUGGGAAGAGCUUGAUGCUACAACCAACACUUGGCAGGAACUGGAAGAGGCUACUAAACGGAGGUACCCAGGCAGGAUUGGCAGUUUCAUUAUCCGAUUCUCUUCUCUUGUUGCAAAGGGAGUUAUGCAGGUUUAG
This is a messenger RNA of Trichoderma virens Gv29-8, 897 nucleotides long. RefSeq lists its product as uncharacterized. The transcript has a single exon. Bases 1 to 897 code for a protein of 298 amino acids. The record is from RefSeq and is a predicted model, not a curated record. Lineage: Eukaryota; Fungi; Ascomycota; Sordariomycetes; Hypocreales; Hypocreaceae.